Molecule: messenger RNA, 19826 nt
Organism: Pelobates cultripes (western spadefoot toad)
Lineage: Eukaryota; Metazoa; Chordata; Amphibia; Anura; Pelobatidae
Source: the annotation of a GenBank genome assembly
AUUACUCUCCCACGUCACUUCCGUUCCCGCCUCCUUAACUCUUACCAGACUUUCCCCUAUCAGCCAGCCAGACCGGAAACACGUCACUGGCGAGCGGAGCGAUCUAUGUUUAUGCUUAGUAUCUCCAGCCAGAAGGUGAGAUUCCCCCAAUAAGGUGACACAGAGCGCCGCCCGUGCAUGUUAUCCCUUCACUGCCCUGUGUGCGGCUCCUCCAGCGCCCCCCAGAGGACACAGCCGGCCAUGGCAUGGGGUAACAAAGCCGGGAUAGCUCGCUGUGUGUGCUGGCAUUGUACCUGUACUGUACUGUACUGUGUGUGUGUACUGUAUGAUAGGACACAGAGAGCAUAGAGAGAGAGAGCUCAUAGCACCCAGAGCUGAACUACUAAUACCUGACACAGAGCCACAUCACACAGCUGGCUGUCAGAUAUAUUAUUAUUAUUAUUAUUAUUAUUGUUACAUGGCUGUCAUAUUUAUUAUUUAUUACAUGGAUGUCAUAUAUUAUUAUUACAUGGCUGUCAUAUAUUAUUAUUACAUGGCUGUCAUAUCUGUUAUUACAUGGCUGUCAUAUUUAUUAUUUAUUACAUGGCUGUCAUAUAUUAUUAUUACAUGGCUGUCAUAUUCUGUUAUUACAUGGCUGUCAUAUUUAUUUUUACAUGGCUGUCAUAUUUACUAUUACACGGCAGUCAUAACUAUUAUUAUUACAUGGCUCAUAUUAUUACAUGACAGUCAUAUAUAUUUUUACUUGGCGGUCAUAUUUAGUAUAUUAUUAUUAUUACAUGGCUGUCAUCUCCGUUAUUACAUGGCUGUCAUAUCUACAAUUAUUAUUACAUGGCUGUCAUUUUUAUUAUUAUUACAUGCCUGUCAUAUCUGUUAUUACAUGGCUGUCAUAUUUAUUAUUAUUAUUAUUAUUACAUGGCUGUCAUAUAUAUUAUUAUUAUUACAUAGCCGUCUUAUCUGUUAUUACAUGGUUGUCAUAUACAGUUUAUUAUUAUUAUUACUACGUGGCUGUCAUUAUUAUUAUUAUUAUUAUUAUUAUUAUUAUUACAUGGCAGUCAUCAUUAUUAUUAUUAUUAUUAUUAUUACAUGGCAGUCAUCAUUAUUAUUAUUAUUAUUAUUAUUAUUAUUAUUAUUACAUGGCUGUCAUAUUUAUUAUUUAUUACACGGCAGUCAUAUAUAUUAUUAUUAUUACAUGGCUGUCAUAUUUAUUAUUAUUACAUGGCAGUCAUCUUUAUUAUUAUUACAUGGCAGUCAUAUAUAUUAUUUAUUACAUGGCUGUCGUAUUUAUUAUUAUUAUUAUUAUUAUUACAUGGCUGUCAUAUGUAGUAUUAUUACAUGGCAGUCAUAUUUAUUAUUAUUAUUACAUGGCAAUCAUAUUUUUUUUUACAUGACUGUCAUAUUUAUUAUUAUUUUUUUAUUAUUACAUGGCUGUCAUAUAUUAUUAUUAUUAUUAUUACAUGGCUGUCAUAUUUAUUAUUUAUUACAUGGCUCUCAUAUUUUUUAUUUAUUACAUGGCUGUCAUAUUAUUACAUGGCUGUCAUAUCUAUUAUUAUUACAUGGCUGUCAUAUCUUAUUAUUAUUAUUAUUAUUAUUAUUACAUGGCUGUCAUAUUUAUUAAUAGUAUUACUACAUGGCUGUCAUAGCUGUUGUUGUUUUUUUUAUUACAUGGCUGUGAUAUCUAUUAUUAUUUUUAUUACAUGGCUGAUAUGCUAGAGCUGCCUUAGAGGUAUAUCUCAGUUACCAGGUUUCAUCCAGCUAGGAGAGAUAUUAAGAAAGCGAUAUAUCCCAGGUACCAGGUUUCAUCCAGCUAGGAGAGAUAUUUAGAAAGAGGUAUAUCCUGGAUACUGGGGUUGCGGUUGUAUAUGAGUGAUUGAAAUUCAGAGGCAUGUGCCAGGUAUGUGGUUACAGGUUGCUAGGAGAGGUCUGAAUAGAGGUAUAAAAGCCAGGUACCAGAUUGUGGCCGGUUAGGAGUGAAAUGAAUAUAAAGAGUACAUCCAGGGUACACUUUACAGUCGUAUAGGUGGCAUAUGAAUAGAGAGGUAUAUCCCAGGUAAUGGGUUAUAGCCAUGGAGAGAUAAAUUGAAGGUAUCAGGUUACAGUUGUUUAGGAGAGAUAUAUGAAUAGAGUUUAUAAAUACCAGGCAACGGAUACAACUGGUUUAGAGCGAUGUAAAAGGACAGGUGUCUCCUGAGUACCAGGUUACAACCAGCUAAAGAUCUGAAUAAAGUGAUAAAUCCAAGGUGGCCGGUAACAGCUCUGUAUAGAUGUAUAGAACGGUAUGGCUUAGGUAUAUCCCGGGUACUGGGUUACAGCCAGUUAGAGAUUUGAAUAGAGAGAUAAAUACCAGGUUACAGCUGGCUGGUGCAAUCUCAAAAAAAUGGUAUGUCCUGGGUACUGGCUGACAGCCAGUUUGGAAUUCUAAUUUAAGGUCAAAAUACCUAAACUGGAAAAAUUCUCCAAGUCAGCGGUGCUUCCAGUUUUGGUUACUUUGGCCCUAAACUUGAAAUUCAACUUAAAUUUCCCAACGGUUCUCACGAUAGUUAAUAAUCCUGCCAGUAAUCAUUUAAUUUUAUCUCCCUAGUAAGGAAGACAAAUGGGUAUUUGAGCCUUUGCCUGACCAGCUAGGAUUUACCGCUCUGUUCAGAUAUCUCAUAACUGGCUGCAAUCUGGUACACAGGAUAUACCACUUUAUUUAGACUCUCUAAUCUGGCUGUAGCAAGACAUCCAAUGUAUAUACCUGUCUAUGGAGAUACGGUACUCAGAUGUCUCCAAACUGUCUAUAACCCGGUAUCCAAGAUAUACCUCUUUGUAUCUCUCCAAACUGUCUAUAACCCGGUAUCUAAGAUAUACCUCUUUGUAUCUCUCCAAACUGUCUGUAUCCAAGCAUCCAAAAUGUACAUCUGUAUUUAUACUUCUCCAAAUUGACUGUAACCCUGUAUCCAAAAUAUACCUCUCUAUUAAGAUCUCUCCAAACUGGCUAUAACCUGGUACUCAGGGACUAUCAGAGCAGGAUUAACCUUAAGGCGGCCACUUUGGGGUUAGACAGGGGCCCUGUUAUGAAUUUGAUUGGCUACAUUUACCAUCCCUAUGUGAAUAAUGAAAGGGGUCCAAACUGGAAAUCUACCUAGGACCCUGUGGGCAAUAUGUGGUAAAAUGCAAAAUAAAUUGUUACUCCAACCAUAAAACAGUGUUUAAGAAAAUUCUGUCAGAUUAACUUUUCAAAUACAGAUCCCCCCCUGAAAAAAAAGAAAACGAUAAUGAUGCUCCUUCCCAGAGCCGAGGCCAAGAUUCCUCUGCUGAUGUCACUACCCCUUGUUGGUCGUCAUGGAGCAGAGAGGAUGCAUACUGGUGUCAGAUGCCAAUUUUUGCACAGAAUUAACAUUAUCCUCCCUGAACUCUUAUUCCAGGUUGGCUAAUAACACUGCCAGAGGUAGAGCAGCAGCAGAUGGGUUAAUUUCUGUAUGUGCAGUAUUUCAUAAAUAAAUGCUGCACAUACAGUCUCCAGGCACCAUGACCACUUUAAAUCAUGGAAGUGGUUAUGGUGCUUGAAGUAACCCAUUAAGCAGCCUAUGUUAUCUCGUUGCACAAUAAGCUCUUGUCCAUGUGCCGCAGUACACUAUUGACACAGCACUGGCCAGGAGAUAAAGAGAGCGGAGGAGCAAAAAUGGCUGAACUAAAAGCACACUCGUAAAGCAGCUUUAACACGCAGAACAGAUGCGCGUUUUUUUCCGUGCAGAGUCAGAGGGCAAGGAAUAUCUUUUAGUCUACAGACAGCCAACUUUUCCAGAUAAUAUUAUUUUCUGUCUUUUUGUAAAUGUAUUUUUCGUUUCCUUCUGUACCUUUUCAUUUGUUCUGCUUAGCUGUAAUAUUAUAGCUCUUUAAUAACAGUAUUUUUCUCUUUGGUUUUAAUCAUAUAGGACUUUCCAACUUAUUAGUGAACAGUAGGUUUUUAUAUUCAUGAGAAACAGGCUCCAGAUUUUUAUUUGUUAAUAUUUCAUUAUGAGUUUCGGUUUGACCUGUAAUCACUAAAAGCCAGUGUAUGUUCAUCUUUCAUUCAGUAGAGGCAGCUAAAUAAGAUGUCUGUGUUCCUAUAUGGCAUGUAUAACUUGACAUUAUUAGACCUAGUACUUUUUAAGGCUGUAACUUAAACAGACGCCAAAUUGACGUAAGUACUACGUUAUAUGCAAGUAUAACUCAUUUUCAAGUAUGAAGAAUUAAAACUAAAUUUGUUCUGAUUUUUGAAACUGCUGAUAAACCUAGAUUUAUUUUUUCUUCAUUAAUCUACAUUGACUGUCAUAAGCCAUAUAUUCAAAGAAGAAAGUCUGUUAUAAGCCUGUCAAAAUGUGGUAUGUUGUGUCUUUAAUUUAAAAAGCAGGUUUUAUAUCAGAACUGAAGGCCCCCACAUAUUAAAGGAACACUAUAGUCACCUAAAUUACUUUAGCUAAAUAAGGCAGUUUUAGUGUAUAGAUCAUUCCCCUGUAGUGAUGUCCCGAACGGUUCGCCGAACAGUUCGCCACGGACGGCGAACAUAUGCGCUGUUCGGUCCGCCCCCUAUUUCAUCAUUGAGUAAACUUUGACCCUGUUCCUCACAGUCAGCAGACACAUUCCAGCCAAUCAGCAGCAGACCCUCCCUCCCAGACCCUUCCACCUCCUGGGCAGCAUCCAUUUUGCAUUCAUUGUGAAGCUGCAUUCUUAAUGAGCUGUCCAGGAGGUGGGAGGAUCUGGGAGGGAGGGUCUGCUGCUGAUUGGCUGGAAUGUGUCUGCUGACUGUGAGGAACAUGGUCAAAGUUUAUGUUUAUGUUCGCUGUCCGGGGCGAACCAUUCGGCGAACCAUUCGGGACAUCACUAUUUCCCUGCAAUUUCACUGCUCAAUUCACUGUCAUUUAGGAGUUAAAUCACUUUGGUUCUGUUUAUGCAGCCCUAGCCACACCUCCCCUGGCUAUGAUUGACAGAGCCUGCAUGAAAAAAAAACUGGUUUCACUUUCAAACAGAUGUAAUUUACCUUAAAUAAUUGUAUCUCAAUCUCUAAAUUGAACUUUAAUCACAUACAGGAGGCUCUUGCAGGGUCUAGCAAGCUAUUAACAUAGCAGGGGAUAAGAAAAUCUUAAUUAAAUAGAACUUGCAAUAAAGAAAGCCUAAAUAGGGCUCUCUUUACAGGAAGUGUUUAUGGAAGGCUGUGCAAGUCACAUGCAGGGAGGUGUGACUAGGGUUCAUAAACAAAGGGAUUUAACUCCUAAAUGGCAGAGGAUUGAGCAGUGAGGCUGCAGGGGCAUGUUCUAUACGCCAAAACUGCUUCAUUAAGCUAAAGUUGUUCAGGUGACUAUAGUGUCCCUUUUAAUAUAUUUUGAAACUUAGACAGCCCAUAGAUAUUAGAAACUCAAUUCUAUAAAUUAUGGGCAGCAACAUACAUAUAGAGAGCGAUUUUAUAACCUGAAAUACUAAAAUACUGUAUGUGCGCUCCAAAAAUAUUCUGUAUUUAUUUUUAUUUUGUGGAGCGCACAUACAUUGUGCAUGGUGAAAUGAAACUGCAUUUUUUUUUUUUUUUAAUCUAGGCAAAUCCUUUUACCAAUCUUCACAUUCCCUUUUUUUCACAUUUAAUCCACUUUUAUUGAUUGCAUACCUACAAUAUAUGGAUAGAGAAUUCAUAACUUGCAUUUUGCAUAGGAGCUGUCCAGAUUGUCUUGUUAAUGUGUUUUGUGGUUGUUGUUUUUUUAGGAUAGAAUGUUGAUCAAAGAUGGAUCGUGCAGCUAGCCACAGCUGCCACCUUCUACAGCAACUUCAUGAACAGCGCAUCCAGGGAUUGCUGUGCGACUGCAUGCUGGUGGUGAACGGUGUUUGCUUUAAAGCUCACAAAAAUGUACUGGCUGCUUUCAGCCAGUAUUUCAGGUACGAUACUUUUUUCUGGUUUUGUGUAAGUAAUGGUGGGAAAAUACAAAUGGGAAUGAUAUAAUCCAGCAAUGGAAACUCCUCAAAUUCUUGUGUUUUAUGUGUUUGAUAAAUGACCCCUUCCUGUUGGAUAACAUAGGGUUAAAACCAGUUAUCACUAACUGGGUUUACUAUGUACCAAUUGGGCUUUAGAGCAAAUACUCCAUAGUAUUCUUAGCAAAUUUCAGAGAAAUCUUAUCCAAUAAAUGUAGGUAUAUAUGUUAAUUGGUAGCAUCCGGAUUUUGGUAAAAACAAUCAUCUAUACAUUGUUUUGGUCACUUUUUAAAAUUCUUCUGCAGUUCUUUAUAAUAAAAAAUAAAUUCCUACCCUACCUUUGGCACAAAGCAAAAUCAGAGAACAGUUUUCUAUUUCAUGAUUUGUGACAAACAAUAUCCAAUCACUAACAUGAUGCUCACAUUGCAAGAGAAGACAUUUCAGGGCAACUUUAAUUUUAUCUCUCCUACCCCUUCCCUUACUCUUCUGAUUUCGGUGUAUACCUUUUUGCUGUUUUAGAUUUGCACAUCUGGCAAGCAAAGUAAAAUUAGAUAGCCACAUUAGUUUGGUAGAACACCUUGGAUAAUUAAAGUUUAGUGCCUAGGUCAUGAUCUUGCACACACUCUCAUAAAUUGGGCAUAUCUUGGUCAACACAAUCCGCUAUUAAUAUGUUAGAUUGCACACUACGUGUUUUUAAGAAUUAAUGAGUUUAUAUUUCAUUGUUUCAACAGAUCAUUAUUCCAGAACACUUCCAGCCAGAAAAACGAUGUCUUUCAUUUAGACAUUAAAAAUAUUGGUGGGAUAGGUCAAAUUUUGGACUUUAUGUAUACAUCUCACCUAGACUUGAAUAAUGAUAAUGUGCAAGCCAUAUUGGAUGUUGCUCAAUGCCUGCAAGUGCAGAAUGUCCUCAACAUGUGUUACAGUUUCUUGAAACUAACUUCUGUUGUAGAGCAGGUGACGUCCACACCGUUUAGCAAUUCUUCACCUCUUCAGAGUACUUUCCCAACCUAUACAAAUUCCAUGUCAAAUGAGCAACUCGGUCCUCCAUUAUUACAGCCUACAGGACAGGAUGAAGAUCCUGCCCGGGUACCUCAACCUCAUAAGGUUCCAGAUGAGAUGGCAAAACCAACCUCUGUUCCUUUAAAUGAUAAAGAAACUCCUAUAAAACAACUAAAUCAACCUUACAAAUUGAGAGACUUUUAUAGUAAACAGUUUUACAGGGAAAAUGCUGAUAAAGUAGCAGAACAACAAACAUCUGUUAGCACAGUUACAGAAAAUAACCAAAUUGAAACCCAGUCCUGGACUUUGAAUAGUUCUGCUCCCAUAUUGGCACCAUCGGAUUCUCUACCCCUGGAACCACUGCCUGCGUUCUCGCACACGUUUGUCUCAACACAGGAGCCAGAGAGAUCAACAUUACAGUUCCCAAUUGAAAUGCGUCUGAAGAAAGCCAUCCAUCUGAAAAAGUUAAACUUUCUUAGAUCUCAGAAGCCAGUCGAAGAGUCUGCUGAGCCCGUUGCCAACUUGCAAAAUAUAGUUGAAGACACAAUGUUUACCCAUGAAAAAGAGUCUGAGGAACGCUGCAGCGUAGCUGGUGAAAUGUUUGCAAAUCUGGAGGGACACGUCGAAGAGAGGUCAGAGAGUCCUUCGACUGUAGAAGAGCAAGAUCUAUCAAAUAAACACUGUGCUUGUGAUAUGUGCGGGAAGAGUUUUAAACAUCCAAGUAAUCUGGAACUACAUAAACGUUCUCAUACAGGUACAGUGAGGUAACAGUUUAUGUUUAGAUCACCUACUUAUUAAAUGCAUAUAAUUCAGGGAAGUUGUGAUUUAUAUCACAUAAUAUGCUGUAGAUUAAAAAAAAUAUAUUGGGUUGAUGAUGAAAGGGAUAUAUAUAUAUAUAUAUAUAUAUAAAAAAGCACCGUUAGGGGCUGAGCUUUAGGGGGUUCCUUUUUGAAUUGAUCUCUGUCCAUAUGAGGCAAGGCACAUUUUCUUUAACACCAACUGGGUUAUUUACUAAAAUUACAAUUGUCAGGAAUUCAAAGUGAGUUUCAGAUUUAAGGUUAAAUAGCUGAACUGGAGAAAAAAAGUCUCAAAAUCAGGUAUGCUUCUAGUUCAGCUAUUUUGGUGUAAUAUAUGACUAUUCUAACAAUUCUUACUUUGCUGACUAAUUUUGUAAGAUUGAAACCAACGAGCUGGUUAUUCAUGCUUGAGAAUAUAGCAUGGACUUCAGGUCAUGUUCUUCAACUACAGGCAAACAUCCUGGCUAUUAGGCUACUUAUCACUGAUGCUGGUCAUGCAACGUGUUAACAGUAAUACCUCUGCAUUUAGCUUGGGACAUCCUGUAUACAAUAGCCAGGGUACUUGGAGAAUAAACACAACUGUAAGUAUUGCUCUAUAUCUAUAAAAUAUAUUUAAAUCUAAAAAACAGGAGCAACCGAUCCCUACAUUUUUUAUGUUGCACCCUUAUGCUACAAUUGUUUAAAUUAUAAUUUUAUUUUUUUCAAAACAAUCUACACUCUACUACAUAGGGACAAAUAAAAAAAAAAAAUUCUAAAACCAUUGCAAAUAUAUUAAACAUUUAAAAAACGGAAAUAUCACAUUGACAUAAAUAUUCAGAUCCUUAACUCAGCACUUGGUUGAAGCACCUUUGGCAGUGAUUGUACCCUCAAGUCAUUUUGGGUAUGAUGGAACAAGCUUUGCACACCUGGAUUUGGGUCGUUUCUGCCAUUUGCCUCUGCAGGUAGGUUGGAUAAAGCCUGGUUUUCAUUAAGGCUAUAUUUUUAUUUAGCUGUGUUCAGCGAUCCCUGAACCCUUACCAGUCUUCCAGUUCCUGCUGCUGGAAAAACACCCCCAAUGCAUGGUGCUACCACCAUCAUGCUUAAUCAUUCAUUUGGUAUUGCGCAGGUAAGAACUGGUGCCUGGUUUCUUCCAGACAUGACUCUGUGAAUUGAGGCCCAGCAAUUAAUUCUUGGUUUUAUCAGACCAGAGAACAGUGUCUGAGUCUUAAGAGUUUAGGUGCUUGUUUUCAAAUGUCAAGCUGGAUUUCUUAUGUCUUGGUCUACUGCAACUUUCUCCCCACCUCCACACAUAAUCUAUUUAGUUCAUUCAGGUUUUUAGCAUCUCUUACCAAAAGCCCUUCUCCCUUAUUUGCCCAGUUUAGCCAGGCAGCCUGCUCAUGGAAGAGUCCUGGUUGUUCUUAGCUGCUUCCAGUUAAGCGUUAUACACCCUGUUUCAAAUUAUUAUGCAAAUUAUAUUUUUCUCAUUUACCUAAAUAAUUGAUGUAAAUAACAGUCAGCAUAAUUCUCAUGUUAUCAACUAUUAAGAGUACAAUUCAAAUUUUAUUGAACAAACUUCCAAAUGAUAACAGUAUUUUUUUUUUAAACAUAAACUUACAAUGCACUGUUCCACGUUAUUAUGCACAGUAAGUUUCAAAACACUUUAUAGGUUGUAAAGAACUGAAAAUUGUCAUUUGUUGUGUUUGCAGCAUAUUUACUGAAAUCAAAAGCUAUUUCAAUCAAACUUAAAACAACAUUUGAACUUUUUAAACAUUUUAACAGGUCACGUUACAUUUUAACAUAGGACCCCUUAUUUGAUAGCAGCUUCACAAGUCUUGCAUCCAUUGAACUUGUGAGUUUUUGUACAGUUUCUGCUUGAAUUUGUUUGCAAGAUGUCAGAAUAGCCUCGCAGAGCUGCUGUUUGGAUGUAAACUGCCUCCCACCCUCAUAGAUCAUUUGCUUGAGGAUUCUCCAAAGGUUCUCAAUAGGAUUGAGGUCAGGGGAGGAUGGAGGCCACAUGACUUUCUCUCCUUUUAUCCCCAUAGCAGCCAUUGAUGCAGAGGUAUUCUUUGCAGCAUGAAGAUGAUUUUAUUACGGAAAGCAUAGUUCUUCCUUCUGUACCAGAGAAGAAAGUGGUCAGUCAGAAACUCAACAUGCUUUGCAGAGGCCAUCUUUACACCUUCGGGGACCCUAAGAGACCAGCUCUCUUCCCAUGAUUCCAUUUCCAUGAUUCCGGCCCAAAACAUAACUCCACCACCGCCUUGCUGACGUGACAGCCUUGUUGGAACAGGGUGGCCGUCCACCAACCAUCCACUACUCCAUCCAUCUGGACCAUCCAGGGUUGUAUGGCACUCAUCAGUGAACAGGACUGUUUGAAAAUUAGUCUUCAUGUAUUUUUCUGCCCAAUGCAGCUGUUUCUGCUUGUGAGCAUUGGUUAGUGGUGGCCACAUAGAAGUUUUAUGCACAGUUGCAAGACUCUGGAGGACUCUACACCUUGAUGUCCAUGAGACUCCAGAGGUACCAGCAGCUUUAAAUAUCGGUUUGCUGCUAUGUAAUGAUAUUUUAGCAGCUGCUCUCUUGAUCCGAUGCAUGGAUCUGGCAGAAAUCUUCCUCAAUGUGCCUUUAUCUGCACGAACCCGUCUGUGCUCUGAAUCAGCCACAAAUCUCUUAAUAGUGCGAUGAUCAGGCUUAGGUUUUUGUGAAAUAUCUAAUGUUUUCAUACCUCGUCCAAGGCAUUGAACUAUUUCACUCUUUUUGGCAGCAGAGAGAUCCUUUUUCUUACCCAUAUUGCAUGAAAAUGGUGCUCUGCUUAUUAAUGCGGAACACCCUCCUUUAGUAGUUUUUCCUUAAAUUGGACUCACCUGGCAAUCUAAUUAUCACAGGUAUCCGAGAUUGUUUUCUAUGAUCAAAAGAGCCCUGAGACACAAUGCCAUCCAUGAGUUAAACUGAAAAACAAAAUAUUUAAUCUUUGUGACACUUAAAUAGAAUUUGCAUAAUAAUUUGGAACUGGGUGUAGAGGCCACUGUAGUCUUGGAAACUUUCAAUGCAGCCAGAAUGUUUUUGUAGCCUUCCUAAGCCUUGACAUAAUCCUGAGGUCUCCAGGCAGUUCCUGUGACCUCAUGGCUUGGUUUUUUCUCUGAUACACAUUUACAGCCGUGAGACCUUAUAUAAACAGCUGUGUGCCUUUCCAUAGUAUGUUCAGUCAAAUGAGUUUGCAACAGGUGAACUCCAGUCAGUGUAUAGAAACAUUCAAAGAUGAUCCAGAGAAAUAUCAAUGUGACAUUUCAGUUUUUGGGUUUUUUUUAAUUUCAAAAAUCAGUUUUUUGCUUUGUCACUGUGGGGUAUUAAGUAUAGGUUGAUGUGGGAAAAAAAAAAUAAUUUAAACAAUUGUAGCAUAAGGUUCCAGCAUAAAGAAAAUUGAAAAAUUAAAGAGUCUUUAAUAGUUUCUGAACGCAGUGUGUGCGUAUGUGUAUAUAGUUAUCUAUACAAAUAUACAAAUUGUAUACGAAGAAGCCGCAUGCCAGCCACAAGAUGUUGAGCACCUUCUGUGCACGUCUAGUGAUUUUUUUAUUUUUUUUCAUUGAUUGCCAAAUGACAUUCUCACUCAGAAGCUGUGAAAAUGAUUGUUGGAGGACCGUUAGAUGGGGUCAGUGUGUGCUUUUUAUCUUCUUUGAUAUAUUUAUUGUAAGUGAAUGCUCAUGUUUUGCCACUAUAUCCCUACAUUUUGCAUUCAGUUUAGUAACUGUUACAUAUUUUGUUGCAGGUGAGAAACCCUUUGAAUGCAGUGUUUGUGGCAAACACUUUUCACAGGUAGGUCCAUUUGUGUAGUCAUUUUUAAUAUGUAAUUAUUACUUUAUUAUGUUUUACACCACGCUUUAUACCAUGUACACUGAAAUGAUUCAGCUGGAUAAUCAUUUUGGUUGAGAGCGGCAUUUUGCCGCACAUGCGCAGUAGCCUCCCAAUGUUGGUCUUGAUGAUCUCCGCCAAGGUGGCAGGGACGGCAGUGCAGAAACGAGCAGAGAGAGGGGGAGGGAUUUUGUACUAUAGCAGUCACUGUCCUCAGCAUUACAUACGUAGUACACUACUGAAUAGCUAUUGAUUGGCACAAUCCAUAAAAUUCUGUAAAAUCCGACAUCCGAAACGCAUAAUAAAGUCUUUGUUACCUAUUUGUGACUCCUGUUUGAUUUUGUACCGAUCAGUUUGAUCAGAGAAGUGGUGUUGGAUGGGGGGGGAGUACAACGACGACUAACUAGUUAGAAGGGCACUACAGUGUUAGGAAUACAUGUUUGUAUUGCGAAUGCCUUAGUGUUCCUUCAAGUGCUCCCGGUGACUAGUGAUUAAGCUCCACUGUUCUAUAUAAAAUGGACACACAAAAAAAGUGUGUGCUUAUUUACACAUACAUAUAUACAUGUUCUAUGGAACUAUUGAUUCUAAGGUUUAAUUGCCAUUUACAUUGUACUUGAAAAUAUUAUCCACAAAUUUUGGUUGAUUGAGGGGUGAGAUGUCUGUUUUUUGUUUUGUUUUUGAAACUUGACUUUAUACAAUAUUUUGUAGCUUUGUCAACUUCCUGUUUAGUGAAUAAGGCCACGCAUGUAUACCGAAUACGGGAUGGCAGCAUUAUUUUCCCUAAGGUUAUUUAAUUAAUCGUGUAAAAUAAGUAAAGUUCGACAGUGACUUGUAGUGCUGAUGGGCACUGGCAGUGAAGUGGAGCCGUCAAUCACAGUUUUAUUUCCUGCAGAACACUGACAGAUUUAGACAGUUCUACUUUUUAACCAACACACUAGCAAUCCUUCCUGAACAAACCAGCUGCAGUGCUUCUUACUCUGUUGGGCUUCUUCAUGAAGCUAAAUAUCUGACUGCCAAUCCCAGGACAGUUGAGGGAAAGGGUCUAUGUCUGCAAUAAAAUGUAGGCUCUACAGUUUUGUGGCAUAUGUUUAUGCCACUCAUACUGCUAAAAUAAAAGUGUCCCUCUUUGCACAUUUGAAAUGGUGGGAGGUAUGCCAGCAGCCCCCAUUAAACUCAGUUGUGUACUGCAAAUGCUUGUUUGAUGUCUGCUUAUGCACAGCACAUUGUUAGUUAAUUUCUUUGGGGAAAAUUGGAUUUGAUGCAGUCAUUUCCUGCUUUUUUUUGCAGCACCAAAGCCUGGUGGAAACUUGGAGAAUAAUGUUCAUAAUGUAUUUUUUUUUAUUUUACUUAAAGGAGCUCUAUAGCCACCCAGAUCAAUUCAGCUGAAUGAAGUGGUCUGGGUGCGGUGGUUCUUUCAGUUUUAACACAGCAAUGUAAAACAUUGCAGUUCUGGGAAAACUGCAAUGUGUACAAUCUGUUACUGGAUGCUGUCUUCCUGAAACUCAGUCUGGGAAUCAAAGACUGCUCAUAACAGCAUUUGAUUGGAGGGAAAGCAGAGAUCUUUAACUUAAAUGCUGACAUCAGCGGAGGUGGAGCCGGCAUUUGCAGCAGAAGGGUCCCAGCACUGGAAAUUAGUUAAAUAAUCUUUAUUUAAUUUUAAUUUUUACACAGCAAAAGGGAACCUAAAUUCCAGAAAUUAUAAUUUGGAACUAUAGGUUCCCUUUAAUGUUCAAACAUAUAAUGGAUAUAUAAUAUACCCAAAAAAAAGGUCAGAUUCAGGAUAAAGCAAAUAAACACAGACAUUACUCGCCCUCAAUUAUCUGUAAAAAUAAGGAUAACCUACCUCAAAUCAAACAGCAGGAUAGUCUCUAGCUGUAGCUUCACUCCCCCCACUGUGAGAUCAUAACUAUUAAUAAUCUACUCGCCAUUCCAAGGCUCCUCAAAAGCCAGCAUUAGAAGGCAACGUUCACGCACUGCAAUCGCCGCAUGGUGCCACUUCAGCAAGCUGCAGAACUUUAGGGGUUUGGAGUGUUCCUGAAGUGGGAAUGUGUUACAAUUGCAGAAUAGAAUUUAAUGGAAUGCAUGCAAUGUGUUUCCAGCAGGGGGUGCUAAUCACAUUCAAAACAUUCUCCAUUGCAGACAUAGGCAGGCUUGCCACUACCUCUGUGAAAUGUUGAUCUCUCCUCUUUUAGGCUGGCAAUCUUCAAACUCAUUUACGGAGGCACUCUGGUGAAAAGCCUUAUAUCUGUGAGAUAUGCGGCAAAAGGUAUGAAGCAAAGCUUUUUUUUAUUUCUGGAUCCAGUAGGCAUGAAAAAAUGAAUAUACUUACUGGGAACAACACAAUGUUUUCUUAAAUUGUUUUCAGACAUUUGUAUCAGUCAUAUUGAUUGUUUGCAUUAACUUUUUAUUGCAGGUUUGCAAAUACAUUUAAAGGAACAAGGAGUCAGUGUCUCCUUGCAGAGUGUGGCGACAAUAAAAAUCAGUCCCGCAAUCUUUUCAGGAUCAAUCCCAGGUGUUACUUUUAGGGGCUGUCAGAGUGAGAGUCACUGAGUUAGCAUUGAGCAGCAGUGUACACUCUGCCUAAUUUUACACUGCAGAGGCUGCAGGGACAGUCAUUAAGCUGUAGUGGUUCUGAUGUCUAUAGAGUCACUUUAACAGUAUACAUUAGUUACAUUGGAAUAAAUUGUUUCCCCGAAGCUCAAUACAUGAACAAUUGUUAACUUCAGAGAGUGUUUCAUAUUAAACUAAGUUUGGCAAAUCUAUAUGUAAGAUAUAAUGCAGCGGAGUGUUGAUAACACAUUUCAGUAUUGUUUGAAGCAAUCGUACUGUCUCUUAAAGGGAUACUAUAGUGUUAUGAAUACAAACCAGUAUUUCUAACACUAAAACUCCCCUUUCUCGCAGCCCCACCCGGCCAAUAAAUGGUUAAACCCUCCUCCUUCUCUGAGUCAUCCGACAGGGGGGCCUAUUGCUCAUGAGCGGCCCUCUCCAUAGGAAUGCAUUGAAUCAAUGCAGAGUGUGAGGAUGUCCAGUGUCAACUCGGCAACCAAAAGUCGCCUAGCAAGCAGGAAGCGCCUCUAGUGGCUGUCUGGUAGACAGUCACUAGCGGCUGACUUAGUGCUGAAUUGUGAAUUGUGUUUUACUUUGAAGGGCUAAGGACAAUAGGGACCCUGUGCCCAGACCACUUCAAUGAGCUGAAGUGGUCAGGGUGCCUAUUGUGUCUCUUUAGUCCUUUGGUGCAUGGCUUUUUUACAGUUAGAAUUAUAUUCUAUCAUUUUUAAUUGGCUAAUAAGGUAAGAGCGGAUAAAGAGGAGUCAUGAAAGGAAGGAUGAGAAAGGAUUAAAAGAUCACUAUAGUGUCAAACCCGUUUUCUUGACACUAUAGUGCCCUCAGGGUCCCCCUCCCUUGGCGCUGAAGGGGUUAAAACCCAUUCAGCAGCUUACUUUAAUCCAGCGCCGUGCUCCCUCGGUGCUGGUGACCUCUCCUCCCCUGCCAAUGCCAGUUCCUGAGUGAAGCAUUUUUCAAUGCUUUCCUAUGGAUGUUCUGCACGCUGGAUGCGAAUUUCGCAUCCAGCGUCGCAGAUGCGCCUCUAGCAGCUGUCAGGAAGACAGCCACUAGAGGCUGGAUUAACCCUGCUAUGCAAACAUAGCAGUUUCUCUGAAACUGCUAUGUUUACAUCUGAAGGGUUAAAACCUGAGGGACCUGGCACCCAGACCACUUCAUUGAGCUGAAGUGUUCUGGGUGACUAUAGUGUCCCUUUAACCCCUUAAGGACACAUGACAUGUCAUGAUUCCCUUUUAUUUCAGAAGUUUGGUCCUUAAGGGGUUAAAGUGAGUAGCGAGUAGGUACAUAUACUGAAUAACCUUAUAGUUCUAGGGGUUUGAUACUGGGACUGCCUCAGUCAUGUGGUGUAAAUUGUGACAACUGGCAAAAAAUAUUCAUUUUAUAUUUAAUGAAGCAAAGAUUUGUUCAAAUAAUAUAUAUAUAUUUUAUAUAUAUAUAUAUAUAUAUAUAAUAUUUUUUUAUUUUUUAUUUUUUUUUGACUAUAGUUAAGGUUGGUCAGGUAACAGCUGAAUCUGGCUCCUUAACCAGACAAAAAAGCAAAAUGUUUUGUAAAAAAUAAUUGUUUCAUUGAAUGUCAUAAACUUUUAAACCAUGAGAAGUGAAAAUGUUGUCCUUUUAGCUGUACCUGUUGUUUUGUAUGUGUGUAUGUUCAUGCAUGUUUUGUUACUGUGUAUGUGUGUUCUAUAAUGUCUAUGGUUUCCAAAUUUUGUUGUGUGUUACUAAUGAGCCAUUCAUCUAGCUGUUAGGAUAUAUCCACAAUUAUGUGAGCUUCUCUUGAAUUUGUACAUCAAGAAAGGCUGUUUUUUUUUUUUGCAUUUAGUAGUAUCACAAAUGGGUCUGGACACACGUGCCUUUGAUGUCCAUUAACUAAGGAAUUCUGGAAAAGACUUAUAGCAAAUUGUACUUGCUGCCUUCUUGUUGAAGGUUUCUGUGAUAGCUUUUUUUGCCUAGAAAUAUUUUUUUGUCUACCUUUCAGAUUUGCAGUCUCGGGUGAUGUUCAACGCCAUAUCGUUAUUCAUACUGGAGAGAAGCCUCAUUUGUGUGAUAUCUGUGGCAGAGGUAACUUAACCGUACAAGAAUUUAAUUGAAAUGGAGUAAAAUUUUUAAAAACAUUGUUUCCUCCUCAGUUUCUAUAGCAGCACUAUCACACAUUUCAGCUGCUGUUUGGCUACAAGUUCUAUAAUUAUCUGUAAAAGAAUUGAAGACAUGAUGUCUAAUGGCUGCUAUGAUCCAAAUAAGGAACUGUAGUGAUCCUCUUAUACUUGGAAUACACCAACAGAUCCACGCUGUGGCACCAUUAACCAGUUCGUUCCUUGUUUAUAUUGGCAGGUUUUAGUAAUGUUAGUAACCUGAAGGAGCAUGAAAAGACUCAUGCAGCAGAUAUGACAUACACAUGUGAUGAGUGCGGGAAAUCCUUUAACAUGCAGCGUAAACUGAUAAAGCACAGAAUCAGGCACACAGGGGAGAGACCUUACAGCUGUUUAACAUGUGGUAAGAGCAUUUUUUUUUUUCUGGAUUUUUGGGGGUUUGUUUUUCUGGAUUUUUAUUUCCAAAACUUAUUUUUCAGGGUCGCAGGAAAGUUUGGUCUAGAAGGGAUUGCAGACAUUACCAUUGUCUGGAUUUACUAAUGUAUUAAGUGUAACGUAUUGUAUUCUAGGUAAAAAAGAAAUGCAGUUUGUCAAGGUAAUGCUAUAGUGUGAUAUCUGUCCUUCAUCGGUGACAUGUUGUUGCUAAGCAACAGAAAGUACAAUGUAUACUUCUUUAAAUCAAACCAUCAGAUGUGCCAGGUGAAUAAUUAACACAUUAAAGGAACACUAUCAUUAAAUAAAAUCUAUAUAGAUGUGUUCCUUUGAUGUUUAGAUACCCCUGCUUUUUUGUUUAUUUUUUUGUUUAUUUUUUAAAUAGUGGUUCUGGUGUUCGAAGUGUCUCUUUUUAAAGGAAAAAUAUAGCUUAAAAAUGGUUUCUGUUCAGUGAAGCAAAUAUCUCCCUUUUCAACAUUGCUGGGUCGUCUUCUGCAGUGUUUCUCAACCCUUUACAGAAAAGUACCCCUGCUUCGAGAAAGUAAUUUGUAUUGAUUUCAAUUCCAAAUGAAACAUGUAGACACUGAUAUUUAAGUUAAACCGAUAUUGGUGAACAAGCUUGACUAAAGGUAGCAAAGAAUAUUUUUUUGUUGUUGUUGUUGUUGCAAUUUUCAAGGUACACCGUACAUAGAAUACAUAUUACACAAUGCAUAGGAAGCCAUGUACGCAGACUUGCUGGUUACAUGAGUAGUUACAGUGCAUUUAACAUACAAAAACAGUUGUAAUUUGAUAGAUAUUCUAGACAUCUUUCUAUCUGGUGCGCCAUUGGCCACGGCCUACUAUUGGUGUGUACGCAAAGAAUAUUUUUAAAAUAAAUAUGACACAAUGUGAAUAUUUUCUGUCAGGAGACCCUGACACACUCAUUUGCACACAGAGGACACUGACAGGCACACUUACUGACAAACACACAUUCACUGACACUGAUUUGAUACUCACUGACACAAAUUCUCACUGAUUUCACUCAUUUACUGACCGUCACAUACACAGCCUUUCACACACACUCACAAUUUUUUUGUUUGUUUGUUAUUUAUAUUUAAGUCCACUCAGCCUCCCUACCUUUGGGAGAGCUGGAGUGGAUCCUGUCCCUGGGGUCCACUGUGGGGCUUGUGUAAUCUCUGUGCUCUUCCAGCAUUGCUCUCGUGGGCGUGAUUUAGUGGGACUAGAGUGAUGUCAUAACCUGGCUCCUGGCAUCACCAUAGAGUGUGAGAGAGCAGUGUUGGAAGAUCAUAAAGAAUACAGCGCCCUCGCUGCCUCCGCCUUCAUUCUCCCUCAGCCAGCCCUAAAGUGGCCAGCCUCUGGGCGCGUACCCCCUGAGGUACAUGAACCACAGGUUGAUAUACUAGGCUUUACUGUACAAAGGGGUAGAGCCACUCUAUUGCAUUCCUUCAGAAGCACAGUAUAUUAAGAUGGAAAUCAUAGCUUAAGUCAAAACUAUUAAAACUAUGUUUUGAGUCAUACUUUUACAAAGAUGCUAAAAAAUAGUUUGAGCUAACUGAUCCUUUACACACAGAGCAUAAAAUAAGUGUGUGUGUGUGUAUAUGUAUAUAUAUAUAUAUUUUUAAUAAAAAAAAAAAAUAGGAUACAACACAAGUGUGGAAAAGGUGGCACUCAAAAUUAAAUGUGUUUGUAUAGCUGCUGUGUACACUCUGUGGGUACUCCCACUACACAGAAGUAAUCACCAAAGAACAAAAACUAUCAGUCUGGAUAGGUGUUUCUACCCUUCAGGCUGUUAGUUUAGAGUGCAGCGCUUGUGGUAUAGCGUUAGGUGAAUAUCCCUCGAUUAGCGUGUAUAAAAUCCGCUUACCCUUAAUAUGUGGCACUUUUAUAUGAGUACAUAGAAAAAUGCUUACCUUGGAAAGAGCCUUUUGAAAACUGGCUCUAAGUGUAUGAAGCCUAGUGUCAAUUUCUGGGGUGACACUUUCCCCUAUCCUGCCCUAUGAUUCCGGUUAGGGGAAAGUGUCGCCCCAGAAAUUGACACUAGGCUUCAUACACUUAGAGCCAGUUUUCAAAAGGCUCUUUACAAGGUGAGCAUUUUUAUGCAUUAUUCCUGUUCUCAGUGACCAUUGGAUAUACUGCACUUAGAGUAUCACUUUUCUUUCUCUGUAUCUAUUAACCAUAUAUGACGUGGGGAGAAAUAAACCUAUCAUUCAACUACAAGAAGGUUAUGUGAUCUACCUUAAAGACACAGAUACCUGGAAGUUUAGAGCCUUAGAUCUCCAAAAGGCUCUAAAAUAUGUGAGUUUAUCUGUAUUUAUAACUCACAAAUUAAGUGGUCUAUCAGUUCACUUCAAUACAUUUGUACUUUGUUAAAUUUUUUUACAAUCUGUUACAUUUUUCCUUUAACUUUUUGUCAAUGGUAGGUAAAAAAUUUGGCGGCUCUGGAGAUUUACGCAGGCACGUCCGAACACAUACAGGGGAAAAGCCUUACACUUGUGACAUUUGCAACAAAAGCUUCACUCGCUCUGCUGUUCUUAGAAGACAUAGGAACAUGUAUUGUCGGGCUGGAGAAAAUGGUCAGAAUACGCCAGAGGUUUUCCCUACCACAUCUUCCGACAUGGAAAAAUCUCACAAUGCAGAUACAUUGACUCAGGAAAUGACUGUGCCUUUUGUAACUGGUAACGCAGUGGAAAGAGCGGAGUACGAAGGAAAUUCAACAAAUUCGUUUUGCAAAUUGCAAACCAGCAUUCAACAACAAGAAUUAGUUGGGCAAGAAAAACUGUCCGUAGAACGCGUGAGACAUACCAAGCCUCAUUCACCUGAUACAGCUCACGGCUAUACUUUCACUGAAGUAGAAGUAGCUGUCACAGAUGAAACGUUACACUCGGAUAUAUCUAUGAUUCGAUCCUCGUUAGUAACUUUAGAGAAUAACUGCACCGAGCCCUUAGGUAACCGGAUAUCUUCCAAUGCGCACCGGAAUUCCGAUGGUCCUUUCUUUUCAAGUAUGACAUUGUGGGGUUUGGCUAUGAGAACCUUGCAAAAUGAAACAGACAUGGAGCAGUAAAUAUUCUUAUUUUUUUUGUUUUCUUAUUAAAUUUUGAAAAUGCACUCUUUUUUCGUAAAGUACAAAUUAACAUUCUUUUGAUUUUUAUGUAAAAUUUCAAUAUUUUAAACUUGUGCAAAAUACAUUAUUUUUGUAAGUUAUGAAUAAAAC